UUUAUAAUCUGAAACCAUCAAAUUCAUAAUUUUUUUUCGAUGAUGAAAUUCAAUUUUUUCAAUCAACAUCGCAAAUUAUGUUGGGUGCUCGUGCUUAUAUUAGCCAUCGUCGUGGCGUUAGCGGCGAUAUUUCUAUUCAUUUCAAAUGGUACAUUGAGCGUUUAUAAAAAUAAGACAUUUGAUGCCCGAUUCAAUAAAGAAGCACCAAAUAUAUGCUUAAGCUCUUGCAAUAUUGAAUUGGUUGAAACUAUUCCGGAGGGUAUGGUUUAUGCCGAUGGAAGUCCACUAUUUCAGUCAACGUACAACGCUUGGUUACGUCUCAUUAGGUUGGCCAAUAAAACGAUAGAUAUCGGUUCAUAUUAUUGGAAUUUAAGUGGAGCCGUGUCUUAUAAUCAUUCGUCAGCGUGGCAGGGUGAAAGUAUUUUCCAAAAUCUAUUGUCGGCAGGCACAAAAAACGGCAUUCAAAUUCGUAUCGCUCAAAGUCAAAAGUCAGAUGUCUCAGCAAAUUUGGAUACUGAAGAAUUGAUGGAGAAAAAAGCAGCUGAAGUUCGAUCGUUAGACUUUCCAAAAUUAGUUGGUGGCGGUGUACUGCACACAAAAUUAUGGAUUGUUGAUGGAAAGCAUAUGUAUGUUGGAAGUGCCAACACGGAUUGGAAAGCACUAACUCAGGUUAAAGAACUUGGAGUAUUGAUAACCGAUUGUUCGUGUCUCGUUGAUGACGUUUCAUAGAUUUUCAAUGUAUACUGGGACAUGGGCGAAAAGGAUGCAGUAAUUCCAAAGAGUUGGCCAAUCGAGUAUAGUACAAAGAUAAAUGCUUCGAAUCCAGUUCUAGUCGGUUUCAAUAAUCAAUAUAAAAUGAGCACAUUUUUUUUCGGUAAAGCAACCAUAUUUUUUUUCACUCGUGAAUUCACUAAUCGGCGAUUAUUUCAGAGUUCACCGCCACCAAUGAGCCCCGACGGUAGAUCGCAGGACAUCAAUGCCAUUGUAAAUGUGAUUCAAAAUGCUAAAAAAUUCAUUCAUAUCUCGGUGAUGGACUUUAUACCCAUGUUUGAAUAUACGGCAAGACCAAAAUUUUGGCCAAUAAUCGACAAUGCACUGCGUGCGGCUGCAAUCGAAAGAGGUGUGUCGGUAAAGCUAUUGAUUUCAUGGUGGAAACAUUCAAGACCAGCUCAAGAUUUCUUCUUGAAUUCACUGAAGGUCAUUUCGAACUCAUAUCCUGGUGUUGACAUUCAAGUGAGACGAUUCAUUUGCCCAGCAACAGAUGAUCAAUCGCGAAUUCCAUUCACACGCGUCAAUCACAAUAAGUUCAUGGUUACUGAUAAUACGGCUUAUAUUGGAACAUCAAAUUGGUCGGCCGAUUACUUUGUCACUACGGCUGGGAUUGGACUAGUAUUGGAGGAACGAUCAGACCGAAAUGAGACUGUGCCGUCGAUACGCAAUGAUUUAGCCAGUGUCUUCGAACGAGACUGGAGUAGUGCAUAUGCUGUUGAAUUGAAAACACCUCCGUCCGAUUAAACUAAACAUAUACUGCUUAUCACAUGGAUAUUUUCUAUAUUUACAUUCAUGUUAUGGAAAAUAGUCAUGAUUUGUAUUCAAAUUUGGAAGACAAUAAAAAGAACGAUUCAUGAAAUAAGA
Contarinia nasturtii (swede midge) is the source of this 1635-nucleotide messenger RNA. RefSeq names its product phospholipase D3-like. The transcript has 5 exons. Gene Ontology annotation, molecular function: catalytic activity. The record is from RefSeq and is a predicted model, not a curated record. Lineage: Eukaryota; Metazoa; Arthropoda; Insecta; Diptera; Cecidomyiidae.